This is a messenger RNA of Porites lobata, 324 nucleotides long. Lineage: Eukaryota; Metazoa; Cnidaria; Anthozoa; Scleractinia; Poritidae. The record is from the annotation of a GenBank genome assembly.
AUGAAACCUGCCAUGCUUGCCCUCAGAGCUACUCCACAAGGAGAAGAGUAUUUUGAGCUCAACAGAGAGUUUCCCGGCUCGUUGCCAGCGACGGAAAACCAUCAAGGUGGCCUUUCCGAUGCCGAAGAUGAGUCGGAUGCGAAAAUAUUUUCUGUGCCAGAAUCUGCCAAAUGCCCGGUGAAAACCAUAAAAAAUUACUUGUCUCACUUGAAUCCUAAGUUAGAUUGCCUUUUUCAGCGUCCAUGGGAAAAAGCAAGAAGCUUUAAUCGUGAUGAAGAUAAAGUGUGGUACUGCAAUUCGCCUCUUGGAGUGAACAUAAUCUAG